Talaromyces amestolkiae is the source of this 621-nucleotide messenger RNA. RefSeq lists its product as uncharacterized. Lineage: Eukaryota; Fungi; Ascomycota; Eurotiomycetes; Eurotiales; Trichocomaceae. The record is from RefSeq and is a predicted model, not a curated record. Bases 1 to 621 code for a protein of 206 amino acids. The transcript has 3 exons.
AUGCUUGUUCAGGCGGUUCUCUAUCUGGCUUGGAUGGUCAGUCUGGCUGCCAGUCAGACAAUUGACCCCAGCACCAUUCCUAUCGCUACUCGGAACCAAUGGUGCGAACAGCAAAAGACAUCGUGCCCUCUGAUUUGCCUCCAACUCCCCAACGGCACCGCCUCCACAGACAGUGACACCUGCGACCCUUCCACCCUCGACUUUUCUUGCGUCUGCGGCGACGGCCAAUCCCCCAACUCCACCGAAUACUCCCAAACGAUCCCCUACUUCAUCUGCACCGCCUACAACACCCAAUGUCAAGCCAACUGCAACGGUGACUCAACCUGCCAGGCAGCCUGCGUGCAAGACCAUCCUUGCGGCGCACAGGAACCCAGACGCUACAACACCACUUCUUCUGCCACUAGCGGCGCCACUGCGACCGCUACAGGCACAGCAACGACUUCUGGUGGUGGUGAUGUGCUCUACACUGGAUUCGGUACGGGAUCUGCUUCUGUCGCUACGGGGAAAACGUCAGCUGGGUCCGUGGGCGUCAUGAGGCCAUUCUUGAGUGAAUUCAGUCAGGUCUAUGGUCUUUUCAUGAUUGCUGCUGGUUUGGCAGGUGGUUUCGCUGUUGUUCUAUAA